Molecule: messenger RNA, 291 nt
Organism: Dentiscutata erythropus
Lineage: Eukaryota; Fungi; Glomeromycota; Glomeromycetes; Diversisporales; Gigasporaceae
Source: the annotation of a GenBank genome assembly
AAUUAUUUACCAGAUUUAUUUGAUAUGGAGAUUUCUUUUGAACUACCUAUGCAAAUUAUUGAAAAUAUGGAUAUAAUUGACGAUUAUAAUGAAUAUAUACUUCCAAAAUCAACAAAUAAAAGAAAAAGAAAGAAACGUAUUUUAAAAGAGUGGUAUCAAUCACUAUACAGCAUUUGUGUAGAUAAUCCUGUAGGAUCAACAAACACAUUUCGUAAUUAUCUUCACGAAUUCAUCUAUGAAAAACUACCGAAUUCUGAAUAUGCAAACAAAAAAAGUAGAUUGCGAUACUAA